This is a messenger RNA of Lytechinus variegatus (green sea urchin), 3450 nucleotides long. RefSeq names its product lysosomal acid glucosylceramidase-like. Gene Ontology annotation, biological process: glucosylceramide catabolic process. Gene Ontology annotation, molecular function: glucosylceramidase activity. The coding region runs from base 189 to 1844 and encodes 551 amino acids. The record is from RefSeq and is a predicted model, not a curated record. Lineage: Eukaryota; Metazoa; Echinodermata; Echinoidea; Temnopleuroida; Toxopneustidae. The transcript is spliced from 10 exons.
GAGCCGGAUGUUACGUUAGCUGAGCAUAUGAGCCCGAUCGAGGCGCCUCUCUAACGUUGAAAAGUGUCAAAAGGUUUAUCAGGAGUCCAGGACCAGGGGCCAACGCAUGCAGGUUAUUCUUGAAUCACCGAGACAGCAAAGUUUAUAACUUUUUACAUGAAGGCUCGGACCACGAGAGCAUCAUCAUCAUGAGCAAGCUGAGCCAUGGCAUGGGCCUUGUUCUUUCAUGCGUGGUGGCAGUAGUAGUACUAGUAGUGAUGCCGAUUUCCUUAUCAAUUGCUCACAGUCACAUACACAGUCAUGACAGUCAGGCUCAGAGUGAAGAAGUGAAACGUUGCAUCCCAAAGAAGUUUUCAGGAUCUGAAUCCUUUGUAUGUGUGUGCAAUUCAACCUACUGUGAUACUGUGUCCAGUUAUGACCCUCUCACGAGCACAAAGUUUACCGUCUUCUCUUCGAGUAGUGCCUCUGAUCGGUUGGCCAAGCAUGUCUACAACAUAUCGGAACAGUCUAAUAUUACAGAUCAUGGACUGAAGUUCACUGUCGAUGCUAGUCUUAGAUACCAGACUGUGAUUGGCUUUGGAGGUGCCUUUACAGAUGCAGCUGGGAUGAAUUUCUUCAACCUUUCAGUUGGGGCGCAAGAUCUUCUCAUCAAAUCUUAUUUCUCAAGCAAUGGUAUUGAAUACACUAUGGGGCGAAUUCCAAUGGCAAGCUGUGAUUUCUCCACCCAUCCUUACUCUUAUGAUGAUAACAAUGGAGAUUUUAGUCUUGAGAACUUCUCUUUAGCCAAGGAGGAUCUUCAGUUUAAGAUUCCAAUGAUCAAGUCUGCUCUCGAGCACUCGUCAAGACCGGUCAAGCUGUUUGGAAGUCCCUGGUCAGCCCCAGCUUGGAUGAAGACAAAUGGACAUAUGAAUGGAAAAGGUCAACUGAUUGGGGAGCCUGGGGGAAAGUACUUCAAGACUUGGGCUCAAUAUUUUGUGAGAUUUGUUGAAGAAUACAAGAAAAAGAACCUGACUUUGUGGGGCUUGACUGUCCAAAAUGAACCUAUUGAUGGCGCUAUUAAACACUUCCCCUUCCAGGCAAUGCACUUCACCGCCGAGAUGGAGCGGGAUUUUAUCAAGCUAGAUCUAGGCCCUGCUCUAGAGUCCUCAGGUCUUCAACCGAUUCAUCUCAUGAUGCUUGAUGGACAGAGCUUUCAUCUUCCAACUUGGCCACAAAUGGUUCUUGGGGAUCCUGAAGCUAAAAGGUUUGUCUCAGGAAUAGGAGUCCACUGGUACAUAGACAAGUACACACCCUAUGAACUGAAGCUUUCUGAGACACAUCAGCUCUUUCCUGAGCAGUUCUUGCUCUACACAGAGGCCUGCUAUGACUCUACCUUCUCAAGCAAAUCUGUUGACCUUGGCAGCUGGUCCAGGGGUGAGGGAUACAGCAAGAGCAUCAUCACUGUAAUGAACAAUUGGGUGACUGGUUGGGUGGACUGGAACCUAGCACUCAAUAUGGAAGGUGGACCUAACUGGGCCAAGAACUAUGUAGAUAGUCCUAUCCUUGUUAAUGCUAGUAAUGAUGAGUUCUACAAGCAGCCGAUGUACUAUCAUCUAGGUCACUUCAGUAAAUUCAUUGUGCCAGGUUCAGUGAGAAUAGGAACUAGCCGGCAAGAAACGGGGGACAUCAAGAUGGAUAGUGUUUACAGCGUUGCUUUCAGCCUGCCUGAUGGGUCCAGGACAUUUGUUAUUCUCAAUAUGGCAAACGAGGAGUACCCAAUUAGCAUCCAUGAUCCUUCAGUUGGUUUCAUCAACGGAGUCUUACCUCCAAGAGCUAUACAGACAUACAUAUGGAAGCCAUCUUAACUGAUCCCCUACUUGAAAUGAGCUGUCCUUGUACAGCGUCGUAGAGGAUCGCAAAAUUCAGUGGUCAAUGGAUUAAUGAGUAUAAUAUGCUUCAGACAGUGAUAUUGGUGAUUUGAUAAAACGCUUUAAGGUACAGUGUCUUGCGGUCACUGUAUCCCCAAAGCUACCAAUCACACGUCGAAUGUGAAUAAAAAGAGAGAAUAAAAGAUGCAGGAGAUUCGAUACCAUCUCUAAAGUGUGCACAAGACCAAAUAACAAUUAGCCAAGCAUGUAUUAGACUACAUGGCAAUCAGUAAAGUGUGUAUAUUAGACUAAAUGACAACCAGUCUAGUGUGUAUUAGACUAAUGAUGACAAUCAGUCAAUUGUGUAUUUGAAUAUAUGACAAUCAGCAAAGUGUGUGUAUAUUAGACUAAAUGACAAUCAGCUUAUCAGACUGAAUGACAAUCAGCCUAUCAGACUAAAUGACAAUCAGUCAAAUGUGUACAAGACUAAAUGACAAUCAGUCAAGUGUGUAUUAGACUAAAUGACAAUCAGUCUAGUGUGUAUUAGACUAAAUGACAAUCAGUAAAGUGUAUAUUAGACUAAAUUACAAUCAGCCAAGUGUGUAUUAGACUAAUGAUGACAAUCUGUCAAUUGUGUAUUAGACUAAAUGACAAUCAGCCAAGUGUGUGUAUAUUAGACUAAAUGACAAUCAGCCUAUCAGAGUAAAUGACAAUCAGCAAAGCACCUUUUAGUUUUACCAAACAUUUUUUUAUAUUCAAAUUAAUAAGUUUAACCAAGAUGAAAAUCAGCCUUAUGUGUUUUAGACCAAAAGAUGGACUGUCUGGCCUUAAUUAAUAAUAGACCAUGUACAUACUUUUCUACAUAGUGUUAUUUAAUCAGGCAAACCUGCAUGAGUCAUAAUGGUUGUGAAUUCUUGUACUCAGCACUCAGCAGUUGAUACUUUUUUGUGGCUCAGUCAAGUUUUCUCUUCUUGGGGCUUUGAUCUUGGCCUUCUUUUACUUAUUUCAAGAAACUAAGACUUCUUUUACCUUCAGCAAAACACUUUCAUCUUAAAGCGUAUCCUGUAUGUUCAGGAAUCACUGCAUAGAUUUCUUUAUUUUUCUUUUAUGUUGAAAGGAUUUUCUUUCCAAUGACAUGAACUUGAUGAAGUAAUUUUCCGUUUUUAUUGAUAUAUGGUAGAUAUAUAUUGGUUUUCUUUAAGAAUGUAUGUAUUUCCUCCAGUCAUGCCUCACAAGAAACUUUGACAUGCAGAAAUUUCUUUUCUUUAUCUGUCUAUUCAUUUCAAGUUUCAUGAUCAAGCAGUUCUGUCAGAGGUUUAAUGUAAGUUUUAAAUAAAAUAAUUUAUUCUCUCUUCAAAUCAUCUUUACAUCCCUCCACUUAAACCUUAUAUGAAAUUUAAUCAUGACCAUUUUUGUCUUACCAACCAAAGGUGAGAAUGAGACCAAGCCGUAUCCAAAUGUUGUCCGUCCAUCACAAACAUUAACAGAUAACUUUGCAACCGUAAGGCACUUUUCGACCAAACUUGGAUUGUAGAUGAAUGCCACCAUGCAUGUCUCACUUUUCAAAAGAACUUCAAAAACUCUGUUCUCUUAAUUGUAUUUA